GACCUAUAUACUUCCUCGACCUAAACUCCGUACAUGCUAAUGAGGUAUCCACGGCGGCCGGACAUGCAUGGCUCCAACUCAAACGCAACCAAGCAAUCGUCCCCGCAGCCGUCGGAGCACAGUGCCAGCCGCCGUUUUCACGCCAGAGUCCGGCUCCCGACCAAAACCGACGUGCCACACCUCCACAAGCUCAUGCAACAAAUGGCGUCCUACCAUAACUACACUCAAGUGUUCACCGCCACCGAAACCUCAAUAUCCGCUAACCUCUUCGGCUCCGACGACUUCCCCUCCGGCACGCCGCCUUUCUACUCCGCCACGGCUCUCCUUCUCGAUGUAUCCCGGUCUCCCCUCGUAGGAUGCUCUUCUCAUAAUGUUUUUUGCCCGGUUCUCAAGGCGGUGGAUCUCGUCGAAUCUGUGGACGACAGGGAAUCCGAAAAGUACUUGUCGCAGGAGGAAGAAGGAAACGGCGGCGGCGGCGUUGUUGUCGCCGGUUAUGUUCUUUUUUAUCCUAGCUAUUCCGGUUACUUCCAAAGCCCAAGUAUCUUCAUGGAGAAUCUGUACGUGAGGGAGUGUUACCGGGGGAUUGGUCUUGGGAAAAUGCUCUUCUCCGCCGUCGCCUCCAAGGCAGCCGUGCUCGGCUUCUGCACCAUCGAUUGGUUGGUGGUGGGUUGGAACGAGGAAGCCAUCGAGUUUUACAGGGGAAUGGGGGGCCAAAUCAUGGCAGAUGUUAAACGCUUUAGGUUGUCUGGCGAAGCCCUCUUGGCGUACGUCAAUCCCGCAGCUAAAUUAUAUUUUGCACCUCAUUAAACAUAUUUUGGAUGAUAUUUGAUUUUGCACCCUUAUUAAUGUAUGUGCUCUAGUUUAAUGCUUCGAAAAUAAAUACUUAUGUACGUAGCUUUUGCUCUAUGUAGUUAGUGCUUAGGAAAAAUAAAUACUCAGCUUUCUUUUUUGUAGUAUUCAAAAGCCUUAAAGCUUUGAUUCACCCAUUUUUUAUUUAUAAACGAUGCAACACAAUGUAGUGGUGAUUACAAUCCA
Molecule: messenger RNA, 1035 nt
Organism: Cuscuta europaea
Lineage: Eukaryota; Viridiplantae; Streptophyta; Magnoliopsida; Solanales; Convolvulaceae
Source: the annotation of a GenBank genome assembly